Messenger RNA from Bradysia coprophila, 1045 nucleotides. It is a transcript of the gene snsl, whose product is annotated as snustorr snarlik. The record is from RefSeq and is a predicted model, not a curated record. Lineage: Eukaryota; Metazoa; Arthropoda; Insecta; Diptera; Sciaridae.
UUUUAGUUGGUGAACCGACGGUAACGUGUAAACGUAAAAAUUAUUAAAUAAAAACUAGAAAUAAAUAAAAAUCAAAAAGUUUUGUUGUUUGUUUAUAAAGAGACAUGGUGUGUAUCUGAUAGUGUUCGAUGAAGUUUUAACAUAUAUUGUGUAACGUACAUAUUGUCGCGCUGUUAUACUCGAAGAUGGUUUAUUGAGAUUGCUGGCAUAAAUAAGUAUAUCUAUUGCAUUAGCUGAGAGUGUUUUAAGGUUGUGCACUUAAGUGAUUCAUGAAAUUUUUAUGGUACAGUGAGAUAUGUUUCAACACUGACGAAUUAGCAACAUGCUGCAACGAAUAUUCGGAUUAAUUUUAUUGAUAAAUUAUGCCAGCGCUUUCAUUGUUCCACAAGAAGUCCCUUCACUACUCUCGUUAGUCUACUCGAACAUACCGCCGAUUAAGAAGGGAACUGACUCAAGAGUCGGCUUUGGAUACAGACUCGGCGAACAUGCAGAUUUUCAAGUAGUAUUUGAGCUCGGACCUCAGACCAACACUAAGCCAAUCGGUAAUGCUGCUGGUGAUGAUGAUUCCGAUACCAGUAAACGUAACGUUGAUCAGAACGAUUAUGUAAUGAAAAAUUCACCGAAUCCAGAGGGAACUGAGUGGCUAGCAAACUGGUCUCAAGAUAUGAGAACACAAUCGAAAAAAGCAACACCAAAGCCAGCUGAAAUGGUUGACUCAUCGAAUAAAGUACAUACCGGACCAUUUAUAUCAGAGUCAGCAUUAAGGCAGUUACAACAGUUAUACGGUAAAGCACAAGCUCAAAAUGGAGCCCAGCCAACAUUUCCGGACAGUAUAGGAACAUUACCAGCGGUUGCAAUGGAUGACGUGAUAAAAUCGCUAACAAAUAGUCGUCGAAAUAUUCUGCCCAAUACCGUAAGAGAACCAGAACCUCAAUCAGCAGCAGAUAAAUCGAAAAUUACGGCUGAUUUGAUGGAUGUGGAUUUUGACUAAAAUAAAAAUUUGUUACCAGGGCAUCUGUACAUAUGGGAUGAAUAUAAUUUUCUU